UAGAUCCGCCCCGGUCAGGAAUCUGCGUGUCAAACCCCGCCCUUUACACCAUAAUCUGUUCCUGUACCCAAAUAUUGCGAAAACAACUCAAAGACACGGAUGUCCCUGUCGCUUUCUGUUGAAUAAUUGAGGCUGAAAGUGUCCAUCGUGUGGAACAAUGCAUUCGGUAAACUCGGAGAAAACUGGGUCGCUACGGAAACGGACACUGUCUCGGGGAAUGAGCGAGGAUGAAUCUCUUCGACACAUUAUUAGAGAGGUAGAAGAAACAAACAGGUGCCUGUCACGCAACGACAGCAGAUAUGGAUCAUUAAAACGAGGACAAAGAGUAGAAAGUCUUGGUGAAGAGGAUCUUACUGAGAAAACAGAAAUGGUGGAACUUCGGGCAGACUAUGAGCUCUGUUUACAGGAAGUACGAGCUCUUGAACUUCAUCAGGAAGCGCUUUUGUUUCAGGUGGACUGUCUUCAGGAUGCUCUGGAAGGAGCCGAGGAGAUGCUUUCUGAAGCACAAAGAGAGUCUCGUGCUGCCAAAGUGGAAUUAGAUCACGAGAGAGAGGUGAGAAGGAAGCUGGAGAACAUGAUUACCACAUUAAUGCAGGAGAUAAACGCAUUGAAAGAGGAACAAAGAUCAGUUUCAGUCGUUCCUGUCAAUCACCUGGUGGGAGAUCAAACACAAAGUGUGCGAGAUGUAGAUAAUUCGACGGUCUUCUCGGGAACCUCUGUAGAUGGAGAUACAUCAAAUGAAGGGAUGAGCAGUGCGCACUCGAGUACUGUUUCACAAUCUCCAACCUCUGCACAACAACCAGCUUCUUCUAAGGGAGGUUUGGCUUCGAUCUUCAAAACUGAGCAGUAUCAGUCGAAACAGGCUGGACCCGGCUGGCUUCAGGGCGCUCCAAGAGGGACAUCAGUGGACCAAGAAGCUGCACCUAUCUCAGACACUGAAAGCUCUCGAGUGGAUCUGAAUACAAACCCGAUGUUACAGUUGAAAAAUACGCUUUACCAAAUGGUGCUUUCGAAUCAGAAGCGUGAAGCUCAAGAAGGAGAUGACAAUGAUGAAAGUAGUGGCUAUGAGGACGCACCAUCAGAGUUCUCACCUAGUCCUUUAACUCCAGAUAUGUCACCAGAUAGAGGUGUGAUGGAAGAUGACACUGAUGCAGGAGGUAGCGAGUCCGGUGACCCUAAAAAUCCUGAGUCUUGUAUUCUCUCUUAAGAGGAAAUAAAAAGCUCUUAGUCUUUUAUGAGUCCUUCCACCAAACCGG
This is a messenger RNA of Misgurnus anguillicaudatus (oriental weatherfish), 1256 nucleotides long. RefSeq lists its product as uncharacterized. Lineage: Eukaryota; Metazoa; Chordata; Actinopteri; Cypriniformes; Cobitidae. The record is from RefSeq and is a predicted model, not a curated record.